CUUUCCACCAUGCCGAUCUCUUCAACCCUCUACAACACGUUCUUCAGACGGAACAGCGUGUUCGUAUCAUCCGUGUUUGUAGGCGCAUUCGCAUUCACCAUGGCGUUCGACACCGGUAUCAACGCGUUCUGGGAUCGUUGGAACCAGGGCAAACAAUGGAAAGACAUCCGUCACAAAUACGUACAGCCAGCCGAGGAAGAAGAUUAGAUCUGUUGUCUAAGCAAGUCCCUGCUACCAGCUGCGAGUCUGGGACUGCGUUUAUUCAGCGUCAACCAUCAUGGUGUAUAUCUCAAUUUAGAUCGACUUCGCACGUAAUAAAACCGGGGGGACAAAAGUCCUCUUUAAUUUCUCG
Molecule: messenger RNA, 352 nt
Organism: Fomitiporia mediterranea MF3/22
Lineage: Eukaryota; Fungi; Basidiomycota; Agaricomycetes; Hymenochaetales; Hymenochaetaceae
Product: ubiquinol-cytochrome C reductase
Exons: 4
Coding region: 10-207 (65 amino acids)
Biological process (GO): mitochondrial electron transport, ubiquinol to cytochrome c
Source: RefSeq, a predicted model, not a curated record